AUGUCACCUGCCGCCCGGGGAUCGCAGGUCUCCUCCCCGGGGCUGCGGCUGCGACCCGCUCUCCCUGUCUCCUGCCCCGCGGGCGGGGCCGGGCCCAGCCCCAUGGCUUCCCCCCUGGGCAGCCCUCUCAGCGCGGGGCAGCGGCGGACAGGAGCAGGAGGCCUGGCUCCGAGCCCCAGCUCGGCCGGGAAGGAUCCGAGCGUGGAGCAGCAGCUCGCGGUGGCUCUUCGGAUUCGUCCAAUCAAUGAAGCCGAGCUGGAGGAAAACGCUGCUAUCAUAGCCCACAGAGUGGGUGACCAGAUGGUGGUUCUGAUGGACCCAAGUGAAGAUCCGGACGACAUCUUGCGAGCCAAUCGAUCCCGAGAGAAGACAUUUAUAUUUGAUAUGGUUUUUGAUCACAAAGUGACCCAGGAGGAGGUGUACGUGUCCACGACCAAAAACUUGGUGGAAGGAGUCAUUUCUGGAUACAAUGCAACCAUUUUUGCAUAUGGCCCAACAGGGGCAGGGAAAACCUACACUAUGCUAGGGACAGACUGUGAUCCUGGGAUCUACAUCUGCACCCUAAAUGACCUCUUUAAAGCCAUUGAGGCAACCAGUGACAACAUGGAUUACACUGUCUCCAUGUCGUACCUAGAGAUUUAUAACGAAGUGAUCCGUGACCUCCUGAAUCCAUCCUCUGGAUUCCUAGACCUCAGAGAGGAUGCUAGGGGUAACAUUCAGAUAGCAGGAAUUACUGAAGUCUCCACUACAAAUGCGCAGGAGAUCAUGCAGCUGUUAACAAAAGGAAACAAAGAACGCACUCAGGAACCCACUGCUGCCAACAAGACAUCUUCCCGCUCACAUGCAGUCCUCCAGGUCACAGUGAAACAGAAGAGUCGGGUGAAGAAUACUAAUGAGGAAGUGCGAGUGGGGAGGCUUUUCAUGGUUGACUUGGCAGGGUCUGAGAGAGCAGCCCAGCAGACUCAGAACCGAGGCAAGAGAAUGAAGGAGGGAGCCCAUAUCAACCGCUCGCUGCUAGCUCUGGGGAACUGCAUCAGUGCCUUGAGUGAGAAGGGAGGAAGUCGGGCCCAGUAUGUCAACUUUCGAGACAGCAAACUCACACGCUUGUUGAAGGACUCAUUAGGGGGGAACAGCAGGACAGUUAUGAUUGCCCACAUCAGUCCUGCCAGCAUCUACUUUGAAGAAUCUCGAACCACCUUGAUCUAUGCUUAUCGAGCAAAAAACAUCAAGACAAGGGUAAAACGCAACCUGCUGAAUGUCUCCUAUCACAUUGCACAGUACACCAACAUCAUUUCAGAUCUACGCAGGGAGAUUGAGGGUCUGAAGGCAAAGAUUGAAAAUCAGGAAAAGGAGAAGAGUCCAAUCAGCUCUGACCUCAGGGAUGUACAAGGAAGAGCUGGGAGCAGAUGCUGGUCUCGUCAAGUGGAGGCACGUCAGGAUUCAGAGGCGUACAGCCAGCAAGAGAUGAACAAGUUACGGGAGCAGCUGAUUGGGGCUUUCAAGGAGCAAAUGGAGAUGCGCCGCAGCCUCAUGGAGCUGGAGAACACCAACAUUGAGCUACACAUUGAUACCUCCAGGCAUUUGCUAACGAUUGCCGACUGGGAACGAGAGAAGACUCAGCAUGCUCGGAAAUGUUAUAACAAGCUGGUGAAUGGAAAGGAAGAUGAAAACAUGGAGGAGGCAGACAGAGAAGUAGAGGGGGCAAGUUCCCCUGAACCGCAUGAAGUCACUGUAGCAAGAGAGGAGAUCAACAUGCUGUUGGCAGAGCUGCGAAAAACAGCAACCUUAAAGUCGGAGCUGGAGCAGCGCUUAGCCAAUGCCAAGAAAAAAGCCUCCCAGAUGGAGAAGCUGUUACCCAAACAAAUCACCAGUGAGGACCAGCAAGAGGUGCUGAGGCUUCUCUGCAAGGCUCAUGAGCUGGAGGUGGGGCACACGGAGUUGCAGGCGAAUGCCUUGUACAAGGAGAAUUUGCUGUGCCAAAAGGAUUUUGUCAUCCAGCGGCAGCAGCAGCACGGACUGCUCUGCGAGGAAAUCAUUCAGCAGCAGCAAAUGCUGAUCAAAGGCCAUGACAUCCCUGUCCCAGAGACGCUGGGGACGCUGUAUCAGCUGCACUGCCGUGAGCUAGAGGAGGGGACCCUGAGCCGCCUGCUCCUGCUUCACUCUGUAAUGUCGAGCACGCUGAGGGGUGGCUCUGCUCUGAAUAUAGCUCAGCAGCUGGACCUAAACAAAGAAGAGGCCAGAAAAGGGCUGUCUGGCAACAGGAAGGGUCUUCCUUCUGGAGCAAAGUUUGAGCUUCCGUCCAUUGUCUUGGAGUCAGACAGUGACAGCUGCAGAUCAUCUAAAACAACACCUGCUAGGAAACUGGGGAAUCCAGAUACCCAUCUCAGCCCUACUUUCUUUCGCUUGCCAAGAACCCCACUGCACCAGCAGAAACCAACUGGCUUUGCUGUAGGAAAGAUGACCUCCAAGCUAUGUUCCCCCACCUCCCUGGACUUAAAUAGGAGAAAGUCAGCUGCAGAGAUCGCUCUUGCCCCACUGAGUCCAGAGGCCCUGACAGAGAUUGCUGUUAGCACCAAAAGCAUCUCCCGCAUUGCAGCCAGUCGGCGUUCCAGAGCUCGACACAGAGACCAUGGGAGUGAACUCACCUUGGGGCAUUUCUUUGAGGAGGAUAUAUUGGAGCCGAAAUAUCUGCAGUCCAGCUUGACUCCAGAGCCUCACGUGAAAGACACCGUGAGUAUCGAGAGCCUCUCAGCAGAGUCCCAGAGAAAGGAGCAGCUGCACUAUGCAGCCAGGAGAGAACUGAAGAAGGAUCAAGAACGAGAGAAAUCAGUUGAGAGGAAAGCCAGGAAGAAAAGAUCUCGUUCCCUUGAACCAACCUCCCAAAAGAUCUCCAAAGCAAAGCAUCGGACUCCCUCAAGCCACAAUAUGGACAAUGUUUCUGAGGACCAGCUGCCCCGAGCUAAACUUUUCCAGCCGUUGAAGAUCAUGAGCAAUUUAUCCCAUGCCACUCCUGCUGCCACAAAGGUCAAAUUCCCCAUCAGUCACCAUACAGAAGAAAAUCCAUUACAGGUGCUGGAGAUAAGCAACACUCCCCCAAGCACCGUUCAGCAGAGCAAUGCAGGUCAGACCAGAGGCCAGGUCCUACAAAAGCGGGUCAAAGGGCCCAUAGAUGGUGCCAGCAAGCAGCCGAAGAACCAACCGAUCACAUGCUUCAAGAACCUGCCGAGGUCAAAAUAAAAUCACCAGGGAGAGCAAGAUUCCAUCUGUUCCCGAGGGACCAGGACUACAAGGGUACUAAAAAGUAGGGAGGGUUUUUCUUAAGACGCAUUUUAAGCAGUAUGCUCUGAGGCUGUGGGAAGUGGAAGGGGAGGUGUGCACACUGCAUUGGUGCUUCCCCCACAGCCUCUCUACAGUUUUUUUUUUUUUUUCACUGUGCUCCAGCUGUUAGUUUCCUUUAAGAUGAACUGCGGAUUCUUUUGUUAAUAACAUGUAAAAGAAAAGGAAACCCCAUUUGUCCAUCAGCAUUCUUAGUCCAGGAGACAGCAGUAUGGAGUCCACCAUGUGGGAUUCUGCAUGCAGCACAUCCUCUCUUUUCUGUGGAAACCUCCCACACAUGUGGGGGGGAGGGGGGAGGCUAUUUAAUUAUCAAAAGAAAUUGCACUCUUUUGAAGUAUCCCCUACCCGCUUCUCAGAGGUUUAUACACAUUGUCUUGGAGCUGCAAAAGGUGAAGCCUAUCUGGAAUGCUGCUCAGCUGAGCAGAUGUUUGGCGGUGGGAGCAGCCAGCGGCGUUCUAAGCACUUGGCCACGUGCAGAGCAUUUCAGAUCUAACAGGAGCGUGAAAAAGAGGUUUGGUGGCUGGCAGAGACUUUGUUAUGAGCUGAGUUGGAGGUGAACAAAGGCAAUGUGUUUUUCUUCUUAAAAACCAAACCCCUCUUUCCAGCAGUUCUCUCCCUGGUUUCUUGGAGGGACAUGCCUUUUGUAAAUCAAUACUAGACUUACCAUUUUCCUUUCUUAGCCCUGUUAUUUUCUUCACGUUGCAAAUAAAGUGGCACAGGGUGGCCAUUCCAUUGAAUAAAUGUUGCCUUUAUUUCCCCAAUAUGAAUAGCUUCUCUCCACACCCACUUUGCCACCUGCUUGGUAGUCAGUGCAAGCCUGUAAGGAAAUGUCAUCUUUAUGACUUCAUUCAGUUUCAAGGGGAACGUAAAUUAUGAAGGGUCUUUGUGCAGCUAAAGCACAGGACAGUGGAGUCAGGAUGCUUAGAUACUGUCCCCAGUUUGGCCACUAAUUGACUGUGCAACCUUAGGCAUGUCACUUAACCACUCUGGCCCUCUGUUUCC
This is a messenger RNA of Mauremys reevesii (Reeves's turtle), 4338 nucleotides long. RefSeq names its product kinesin-like protein KIF19. Gene Ontology annotation, biological process: microtubule-based movement. NCBI's taxonomy places the organism in Eukaryota, Metazoa, Chordata, Testudines, Geoemydidae. Gene Ontology annotation, molecular function: microtubule motor activity; ATP binding; microtubule binding. The record is from RefSeq and is a predicted model, not a curated record.